AUGGCGGCUACCACAACCAUCAAAGUCCCUCACUUGGGCGGCAUCAACGCUGGAUACAGACUUUCCAAUGGUGGAAAGCUCGACCCCUCAAAACCGACAGUAGUGCUCAUCAAUUCCAUGUGCACAACCUCAUCACUCUACAAUGGCCAGUUCGAGAACCAGACCUUGACCGAUGCCGCCAACCUCCUUGCCAUCGAGCCACUUGGACAUGGAGCAACCAGCUCUGUUUCCGAGCAAUUUACAUACUGGGACACAGCCAUCAUGGCGCUACAGGUCAUGGACGCCCUCCAAGUCAAGAAGGCAUUCGCUCUCGGGACUAGCCAAGGAGGAUGGAUGGUGGUUCGCAUGGCCCUGCUGGCUCCCGACAGGAUCUUGGGGCUCCUGCCUCUCGGUACUUCCAUGGACGCGGAGACGAGUGCAUCUCGGGAGAAAGGCUGCUGGGAUCCCCAGACUCAGCUGGCGCCUUUCUAUGACAGUUGGUGCAGCAACACGGAAACUCCCGAUUUUGUAGUCGACGAAGUCUGGCGUGGCAUGGUCGGCAAGCUGGGCUUUACGGCAGCUGUUCCUCAGGCGACCCUUGCGUUCUGGGACGAGACUGUCAAGACCGUCUACUCUGGGGAUCAAGGUCGCCGGAAGCUGCGAAUGGCUCUGGCAUGUCUGAUGGAGAGAGACGGCCUUCUCUUCCGGCUGCGAGAUGUCAGGUGCCCAGUGUACUGGCUCCAGGGUUCCGCAGAUCCAGUGUUUGGCGCAGUCGUGCCCACGGAGCAUAUCAAGCUUUUCACAAACUCUCCCGAGGCAACAUUGACUUUUGUGGAUGGGGGAGGUCAUUACUUGAAUGCCACUAAUCCAAAGGAGGUCGACGAAGCACUGCUGAGCAUGAUCAAGAAGUAUGCUUGA
This is a messenger RNA of Ustilaginoidea virens, 897 nucleotides long. RefSeq lists its product as uncharacterized. Gene Ontology annotation, molecular function: catalytic activity. The record is from RefSeq and is a predicted model, not a curated record. Bases 1 to 897 code for a protein of 298 amino acids. NCBI's taxonomy places the organism in Eukaryota, Fungi, Ascomycota, Sordariomycetes, Hypocreales, Clavicipitaceae. The transcript has 3 exons.